CUGGCUGGCGACGCGCGUGCCCUGUGGCCAAACACUGAUCAGUGAGUGCAAACUACCAGCACAGUGUGUGACUGUGACUGUAUGAGUGGGAGAGAGAGAGAGCGAGAGAGAGGGGAGGGGAGACAAACUGCUUCACACUUUCCCCAGUGCACAAGAGAGACAGAGGCUGCAUGUGCACAGUUUUGCUCAAAGAUCUCCAAAGACUCUCAGCAUCCCACAGAUUCAAUCAAAAGCAACAACAGAAAAUCAGCUGUUGUCAAACAUGGAUGAAGGAAUCCCUCGUUUGCAAGACAGGCAGUUGCUAGAACAUGUGGAUUUUAUAGGACUGGACUAUCCAUCCUUGUAUUUGUGCAAACCCAAAAGAGGCAUGAAAAGAGACGAGAGUAAGGAAACAUACAAACUGCCACAUAGAUUGAUAGAAAAGAAGAGACGAGACAGGAUUAAUGAAUGCAUUGCUCAGCUAAAAGAUUUAUUGCCUGAGCAUCUGAAAUUGACGACAUUGGGGCAUCUAGAGAAAGCUGUAGUUUUGGAAUUAACUUUGAAACACUUGAAAGCUUUAACAGCCUUAACGGAGCAACAGCAUCAGAAUAUAAUUGCUUUACAGAAUGGGGAGCGGUCUAUGAAGUCCCCCAUUCAGUGCGACCUGGAUGCUUUCCAUUCGGGAUUUCAAACGUGCGCCAAAGAAGUCUUGCAAUACCUCUCCAGGUUUGAAAGCUGGACUCCCAGAGAGCAGAGAUGUGCCCAGCUCGUAAACCAUCUGCACGCGGUUUCCACUCAGUUCUUACCCAGCCCCCAGCUGUUGACUCCACAGGUCCCUGUGAGCAAAGGAUCCUCCUCCUCCUCCUGUACACAAGAUCGCACCGGGCAAAAGCUGGAGGCUCAGACUAACUGCGUCCCUGUCAUCCAGCGGACUCACCCGCCCGUGGAGCUCGGCGGGGAGAACGACACCGACACGGAUAGCGGCUAUGGGGGGGAGAGCGAGGGCCGGCCGGAUCGAGAGAAAGGCCAAGCGGCCGGGCUGCCCGGCGUGACUAUCAAACAGGAGCCCGCCGGGGACGAGGCCCCAGCGCCCAAGAGGCUGAGGCUGGAUUGCAGCAGCAGCGCCACGCUCCCGGCUGCCGCCGCCGCCGCGCUGAGCCCCGAGCACCAGGCAGCUGCUGCCCUGCUGAGACCCGACGCCGCCCUGCUCAGCUCCCUCAUGGCCUUUGGCGGGGGCGGGGCUGCUUUUGGCCCGCAAGCCGCCGCCGCCCCCCUUUGCCUGCCCUUCUACUUCAUCUCCCCCUCCGCGGCCGCGGCCUACAUGCAGCCCUUGCUGGACAAGAGCAACCUGGAGAAAUAUCUGUACCCAGCCGCCGCCCCCAUCCCUUUGCUCUACUCCGGAAUCCCGGCCCAGGCCGCCGCCGCUGCCUUCCCCUGCCUGUCCUCGGUGCUGGCGCCGGCUGAUAAGGCGAACGCAGCCGCCGCCGCCUCGGCCCUUCUGCCUCUUGACAUGGUCUCUGCCGGGCAGCACCUGCCCCAUCUCUUCGCUGCUGCCUGCGAGACUGGGCCCAGCCUGGACAGUGACCUUCCCUCCCCGGAAGAUCUUUUGCAGCCCGGAAAGGAAAGCCCCUGAACUGUGCUACGGGACAUAAGAUUCAGCCCACCCAUGCUCCCUAGUAGGGAGGAAGAAGGAGCCCAUCCUAAUAAAUAAUAACAGCAACAAUCAGAAACAACCCACCUACCCACGUUGUGGUUUUAAAGGAGAAAGUGUAAUAGAUUUGCACGAUGUUUCUGUUGUGGUUGUUUUAUUUCUUUGGUGUUCUCUCCUGCUGCGUUCCUUCCCCACCAACAAACCAAUUUUUCUGCUGUAAAAGAUCCUUUGCAUUUCUGUGUUUCACAGAGAAUCACAACUUGUCUCCACAUUUACCGAAAGGGAGCAAUUAGAAACAGGCUUCAAAUCAAACGUUUUGUAAGCCAGAGGGUCAGAUUCAGUUUCUGAUCCAGAGUGUCAGUGACAUUUGAAAGUGGGUAGGCAAAAAAAGUUGCCCUGGGGGUCACAGGCUAUGGUUAUGGCCUCUCUAGAGAUGUGUAUUAAUAAUAAUAAUAAUAAUAAUAAUAAUAUAUAGAAGCAAAUGAAGAUCAUACAGUAUCUGACUCAAUGUAGGGUGGGAGUGCUUAACUCUAGAGGCCUCUGCCACUGCUUGAGAAUCUUUAAGGAUUACAUUUGCUACUCAGUAUUUUUUUAAUGUUUGGCUUUAUAAAUGCAUAAAUACAUUAAAAAAGAAAAGAAAGAAAAAAUAGUAAGGAUAUGCUUUUCUCUAAAGUAAACGUUGCACCUUAUUUUGAAAUGUUUUUCUGUAGUAUCUCUAUGUUCCACUUAGUAAUUUGCACUUGUUUAAAGAGACUUGGAUUGGUUCAUUAUCAGAAUGGGGGAGAGAAAGAGAAGGUGAGUUUUAAGUACAUACGUUCGCACUUUAUUGAGAAAUGGACCAUGAAUGAAUUGAUCUUGAGCCCAGUCCUUCAGUGCUUUGAGUACCCAGAGUUGCUACUGGCUUCAGUCAGAGUUUUGGAUGCACAAGGAAUAGAGGGUCAGGCCUAUGCUAUGAUUUCUUCUUAGCUAAGGUAUAGAGGUAUGGCAAGUGCAUUUGUUUCCACCUGUCCUUAUUUAAUUUCAGUAUUUUCCUGAGUUUUUAUAACCUUGCUUUAUAAAACAAAAACAUUUCUGCACUGAAAAAAAAAAAACAAAAACUGACAACCCUGAACUAAUUGUAUCCCAAAUUAAAAACUGGAGGAAAUUAUUAAACAUCUCAGUUUUUGAUUGGAAAUGCUUAGAAGAUAUUGGAUAAGGUCCCAUGAAGUCCUUUUGUCUCCAAAUAUCGUGAUUUCCCUUUCUGGAGACUGUACAGCUGCCAGAUAAUCACACAGAUAAAGCUUUAUUAAUAAGGCUUAAAACAAGACCUUGCCUAGAUAUUUUUAGUUUGUUGCCAAGGUAGCACUGUGAGAAAUCUCACUUGAAUGUUAUGUAAGAGGUGAGACACAACUGUCUGACUGAGUGAAUAAGUAUCCUGGGUCUGUUAGUCAGUUUGAUUGCAUUUGCUGCUGCUGUUGCUACUGUUUGCCUCAAACGCUGUGUUUAAACAACGUUACAAAAAAAUCUUACCAGCCUGCAGAAUGGCUGUAUGUAAAUAGUUGUUAAUACAUCCAAUUAAUGAUGUCUGACAUGCUAUUUUUGUAGGGAGAAAAUGUGUUAAUGAUAUUUUGAGUUAAAUAUCUUUUGGGGAGGAUUUGCUGAAAAAAGUUGCACUUUUGUUACAAUGCUUAUGCUUGGUACAAGCUUAUGCUGUCUUAAAUUAUUUAAAAAAUAAAUACUGUCUGCAAGAAAACAGCUGUUUUAGAACAGUUUAGUAUGUGAUAUAUUAGAAAUCAAUCUUUAUAUUCAGUAUUUUCCAGCACUCCACAAAUUCUAUUAUCUAAAUAUUUACACACUAUUUUGUGAUUUAAAAAAGUCUUACUAAGGAAUAAAAGCUUUAAUACACAACAUGGGGUUGUCUAGUAAUUAAAAAUUCCUACAUUAAUACAGCAUAAUGGAUGCAUAGCAAACCUUAAAAAUGUCUAGUGCGAAUGUAGAUAGAAAUUUAUUUUGUCUUUGCAUAUUUUAAAGAUGGUUUUGCAUUUGCUUACUUUCCUUUGAGUUUAAUGAAUUGUAUUUUAGAGUGUGUACAUUACACAAAGCACUGCAUAAAGCAUGCAUGCCCACACAUUUCUAAUUAUAUUUUAAAUUGUUCUAUGCUUUUUUGCAGUAUAUUCAUUCUACAUUUUAAAAUGAUAAAAUAUAACAAUUCACACUAUAGAUAUUGUACAUAUUUAGUAAUUGUCCAUAAUUAUCAGACUUUAAUUAUCAGAUUUUUUAUGACAGGUUGAUGGCAUUUGUUUCACAAAUGUUGGGGGAAAUCACCUAUAUCUGAAACUGGAAAUAUUGUAAAAAAACCAGCUUUAUAGGGAUACAAUCAAAUAAUUUACAGUAUGGGAAAAUAUUCCUCUAAAGACCUUAACAGUUUUAAUAUGGAUGAGAUUUGGGGCUUUUUUCCUUUUAAAAUUUCAUCAUCCUGUUCCUGAGAAAAUAAUUUUUAAAAAAGUAGGGAGAGUUUAUGUAAGAUAUAAAUAUAAAAACAAUGUUUUGUGCUCCCUCUACUGGUUCUUCAGUACCAAUUAACAAUCAAAGUGUUUUCAUAGCUGCACUGAGGUUGGAUUGAGCUGCAGUACAAAUAUAGUAGCAAAUUUUCAAAAAAAUAAAA
This is a messenger RNA of Trachemys scripta elegans, 4274 nucleotides long. RefSeq names its product basic helix-loop-helix family member e41 (gene BHLHE41). Gene Ontology annotation, molecular function: DNA-binding transcription factor activity, RNA polymerase II-specific; RNA polymerase II cis-regulatory region sequence-specific DNA binding; protein dimerization activity. Bases 263 to 1612 code for a protein of 449 amino acids. Gene Ontology annotation, cellular component: nucleus. The transcript is spliced from 5 exons. Lineage: Eukaryota; Metazoa; Chordata; Testudines; Emydidae. The record is from RefSeq and is a predicted model, not a curated record. Gene Ontology annotation, biological process: circadian regulation of gene expression; regulation of transcription by RNA polymerase II; anterior/posterior pattern specification.